AUGCCUUUUGAGUUGAAGACACUUGAUGAUGUUGUAAAAGUCUCAUUUGAAGAGAGUUUGUCAGACAUAGUGAGUGGUUUUGGCCGGUAUCAAGUGUGGCAAUGUCUUCUUGCCUUAGUGCCUGUAGUAUUUACUGCUACAAGUAACACCAAUUUCGUGUUCGCUGCUGCGUCGGUCAACUACAGAUGUGCAGUGCCGCAGUGUGAGGAGACCAAUGCCUCUUCAGCUUUGCCUAAAUGGUGGCCGGCUAAUAUAACGGACUAUCGCUGCAACAGACCGAUCUAUUAUCACAAUUAUAGUUGUAACUCCGAUGACUUCGAUCACUCCGAAAGCUGUAACGACUGGGUGUAUGAUACUCAAAAUUCCAUCGUUGCUGAGUUCGACCUCGCAUGUCAGGAAUGGAAGCGAACGUUAAUCGGAACUAUACACAAUUUGGGUGUACUAAUGGCCAUGCCUCUGAUGGGCUUUGUCUCAGACAGAUGGGGACGUCGGACAGCGAUCAUAAUAAGCUCUAUCAGUUUAAUUAUUGGUGCCUUUAAGACUCUAGUAGGAACAGGCGCUACGGGAUACUUGCUUUACGCCACGAUUGAGUUUAUCGAAGCGCUUCUAGUCACCGGCACUUACACUACAUGUUUUGUGCUUAUUGUUGAAUUAAUUGGAAGUGACAAAAGAAUUAUAGGUGCAGCGGCAGUAGGUAUAUCGGUCGCUGUCGGAGAACUAAUAUUAGAUUUCAUAGUAUGGAAUAUACCUUACUGGCGGCACUUUCUGCUCGUCAUCUACUGCCCAGCUCCAUUCUUUCUUAUUUACAUGUUUAUGCUAGAAGAAAGUAUUCGAUGGCUUCUUACUAAUGGCAAAGAUGAAAAGGCUCUUCUUUUACUCCAAAAGAUAGCGAGCUGGAACCAAUUUGCCAUUUCUGAUAAAACUAUAGACGAAGUUAAGAAAGAAUCAAAUGAGAUAAAGGUUCAGAAAAAAGAAGAGUUUACCUUAAAACUAUUGUUCUCCUCUCCUACAUUAUUGAAAAGGGUUACAGUGUGUUCUUGGUGGUGGUUUACUGCAGCAUUUGUUUACUACGGACUGAUGAUAAACUCCGUGACCCUACCAGGAAACAAAUAUACCAACUUCGCUCUAUCGUCCUUCGCCACCAUUCCUGGAGAUAUUAUUGCUGUGAUCAUGCUUGAUAGAAUUGGUAGAAAAAAGACUUUACUAGGUGGAUUCCUUUUUUGUGGCAUUUGCUGUGUUGCAACUGGUUUUAUACCUCAAGAUUAUAAAUUUGCGUCGUUAGCUGUAUUCUUGAUAGGCAAGAUGUCCAUAUCGGCAUGUUUUAACGCGGUGUACGUGUACACAUCCGAGCUGGUGCCUACCUCAGCGCGAGGCUCGUUAGUGGGCACAUGCUCGAUGGUUGCUCGAGUAGGAACAGUAUUGGCACCACUCACUCCACUUUUGAGUGAUUGGUGGCACUCGUUACCGACUGCCCUGUUCGGCUGUGCCUCUCUCUCCGCUGCCGUGCUGACGCUGGCCACACCGGAAACCCUCCGCCGCCCUCUCCCGGACACGGUCGCUGAAGCCACGGCUAUGUCU
Molecule: messenger RNA, 1578 nt
Organism: Brenthis ino (lesser marbled fritillary)
Lineage: Eukaryota; Metazoa; Arthropoda; Insecta; Lepidoptera; Nymphalidae
Source: the annotation of a GenBank genome assembly